CAGAACAGUUGUCACACUUGGAUGUCCUUGGACUUGGGGAGCAUGGAGAACCAGUGCGAAGUUCAGGAUGCCUGCUGUGUUGGUUUUGGGCUUUUUAUACCUUUGGAUAGAGCUAAUGAUGAUAAAGAGAGCAAAGAAGAAGAAAAAGAAAAAGAGGAAGAAAAGGGGGAGAAAGAGGAAAAAGAAGAGGAGGAUGAGGAGAAGGAGGAGAAUAAGGAGGAGGAAGAAGAGAAGAGAAGUUGGUUAGAGUGGUGGUUGUUAAGGUAAGAUUUUGUAUUCGUUCUGUUCUCACUAUAGCAUUACUUUUAUUUUCACAUUUAAUACUCAAAAGUUUAGAGAGGUCAUUUAUUAUCAUCAAAUUAUUAUCAUCAUUUCUUCGUUGAAAAAUGAGA
Camelus dromedarius (Arabian camel) is the source of this 392-nucleotide messenger RNA. Its product is annotated as merozoite surface protein 9-like. Lineage: Eukaryota; Metazoa; Chordata; Mammalia; Artiodactyla; Camelidae. The transcript has 4 exons. The coding region runs from base 22 to 267 and encodes 81 amino acids. The record is from RefSeq and is a predicted model, not a curated record.